Aspergillus vadensis CBS 113365 is the source of this 1164-nucleotide messenger RNA. RefSeq names its product putative alcohol dehydrogenase. The record is from RefSeq and is a predicted model, not a curated record. Gene Ontology annotation, molecular function: oxidoreductase activity. Lineage: Eukaryota; Fungi; Ascomycota; Eurotiomycetes; Eurotiales; Aspergillaceae. Bases 265 to 1164 code for a protein of 299 amino acids. The transcript has a single exon.
CUGUUCUAGAAAUUAGUCGGGUCAAUAUCAUAUGCUGCGUAGAUCUUCACCGCAAGCAACUUUGUCUCCUCCCGACGCACAUCCUCGGCAACCGAUAACGGCCUAAACAGCUCACCUCAUCCCCGCACGCCGAACCGAACCGAUAAGUGCAUGCAUGCUCCAUCUUUUCCUAGUUUCACUCUACAUAUAUUCACAUUACAAAAAACCCAUUUUGAUACCCACAGCACAUAAUAUAUAGUACCUAUCCCAAAGAUCCACUGCAGCAUGUCAAAAGCCAUCUUUCUCAACCCCGUCGAUGGUAAACCCGGAAAGCCGGGUCAAGUCUACUACCCCCUCGCUGUGAAGACCCUUCCCCAGCCUGUACCUCAAGGCCGCGAGGUUUUAGUGAAGCUCACAGCUACAUCGCUAAACCACCGCGAUGUGUUCCUCCGUCAACAUCUCUAUCCGGGCGUCACCUUUGACGUUCCCAUGGGUGCCGACGGUACAGGAACCGUGAUAGCCGCCGGUGAAGGAGUGCGCGAUCCGCAACGUUGGAUCGGGAAGCGGGUGGUCAUUAACCCCGGAGUAGGGUGGAAGGAGUCUCUGGAUGGACCGGAAGAUCCGAAAGGGUACAGGAUCAUGGGCGGGACGAAAUCGUACAACAAGGGGACGAUGCAGGAGUAUCUCGCCAUCGAUGAAGGGGAGUUAGAAGAGGUGCCGGAGCAUUUGUCGGAUGCAGAGGCUGCGUCGUUUCCGCUUACCGGCUUGACAGCGUGGAGAGCGCUGGUGGUCAAGGCUGGAGAGAGAAACUCGAGUAAGGGAGCUGCAGUCCUGGUGACUGGUAUUGGAGGUGGCGUGGCAUUGAUGGCGCUCAAGCUGGCGGUGGCUAGGGGCGUGGAUGUUUAUGUGACGAGCUCGAGUGAGGAGAAGAUCCGGAAAGCAAUUGAGCUUGGGGCUAAGGGAGGUGUGAAUUACAAGCAAGAGAAGUGGGAGCAGAAGUUAUUGGAGUUGUUGCCUACAGGGAAAGUGGCUUUCGAUGCAAUUAUUGACGGGGCAGGAGGGGAUUCGGUGGACAAGGCUGUCAAGUUGCUUAAGGUGAGUAGACCUCCCCCCUCUCGCUAUCUGAGUACGUCUGGAAUAUCUGACUGGAAUAGCCUGGUGGUGCUCUCUGUGUAUAUGGGAUGA